UAGGUUGGCAACAAAUACAAAAUUAAAAUUAAUAAAUCAAACAAUUGCAUUAAAACCCAUUACUUCUACUUCAAGUCUUGAAUUCUAUAGUGAAUUCUGAAAUACCGGUAAUGAAAUUUGGGCCCCAGAUGCCUUGAAAAUACCCCGUUAUUGGCUCAAGUGACAUAACCUCAAAAAUAAAAAACGUGCUCUAGCUUGGCCCUACCACUGAACACAAUGGGCAAAAAAGGCAAAGACAAGAAGAAGGGCAAAGGGGCCGAGAAAACCGCCGCCAAAACGGACAAAAAACAGUCAAACAAGCUCAAAAAAGAGUUGCAAAAACUUGGAGAAGAAGACAUUGAGACUAUCGUGUCCCAAAUCGAGAAAGAGGAGAAGAAGCGCCAACAAGUGUCCGAGAGUGUCAUCGGGGCCCCCACGCGCCGCCUCAACUUCACCCUCAUCCCUCACCCCGACAAGGAGCAGCUGAUCUUGUACGGGGGCGAGUUUUACAACGGCCAAAAAACGUUCGUCUACAACGACUUGUUCUUCUACAACAUUCCCAACAACACAUGGACUGUUGUCAAGGCCCCUGCGGGGCCUCCGCCCCGCUGCAGCCACCAGAUGGUGGCCACGUCGGCCAAUAAGGGCCAGUUGUGGCUGUUUGGAGGCGAGUUUGUGAGCCCCUCCCAGGCCCAGUUUUACCACUACAGGGACCUGUGGGUGUACCACCUGGGGGCCAAACAGUGGGAGAAGAUCAUAGCCCCCAAUGGCCCCAGUGCCCGGAGCGGGCACCGCAUGGUUUAUGUUAAAAAAAAUCUAAUUGUCUUUGGGGGGUUUCAUGAUAAUUUGCGGGACUAUAAAUAUUUCAAUGAUGUUUAUUGUUUUAAUACGGAGAGUUAUAAGUGGACGAAGUUGGAGCCGGGAGGCACGCCGCCGGCCCCCAGGUCGGCCUGUUGCAUGGUCCCCCUGAAUGAUGGGCGAGUCUUGAUUUAUGGGGGCUAUAGUAAGGAGAAAAUUAAGAAAGAUGUGGAUAAGGGGCAUGUUUUCACCGAUUCGUUUCUGCUGACACCGGAAAAAAACGACACAACUGGGACCAAAUGGAAGUGGGUGCAAGUCAAGCUCGGGGGUUCCCAUUUUUCGCCCCGCUGUAGCAUGCCCAUGACCUCCACACCCAACAAUACCAUGGCGUAUUGCUAUGGUGGUGUUUUCGAUGUUGAAGAAGACGACGAAAAUUUAGCGGGGGUUUUCUACAACGAUUUUUUUUCGCUCGAUUUGGAGAAACUUGUUUGGCGAAAUGUUACAAUUUCGGGGAAGAACAAGAAUAAAGAAAGUAAAAAAGAAGAAAUUGUUGGUGAUGUUGAAAUGGAAGAAGAAAAGACAGUUGAGCCAACUACCAUUUCAGACGAUGGUGUUUUUAAAGUCACUGUUGGCCCGUCUUUGGUUGGCAGUACUGAUAAAACCAUUAACAGUUGUGAAAUUAUGGUUUUUCAACCAUCACCACGUCUUAAUUGUGGUUUGGCGAUUAAACAUGGGGUUUUGUUCUUGUAUGGGGGUAUGUUUGAAGAUGGGGAUAAACAGGUCACUUUUAGUGAUUUUUAUUCGAUUGAUUUGAAAAAAUUGGAUGAGUGGAAGGUUUUAAUUCGGGAUGAUACAGCAAAUCAAGAGUGGUUUGGCUCUGAUGAUGAGUCAAAUGAUGGACAAGAGGAGGAGGAAGAAAGUGAAGAUGGGGAAGAAGAUGAGUCUGAUGAUUCGGAAAUGGAAACUGAUCAAUAAAUUAAAGUGUUUGUAACAAUAAAAUUAUUUCUUUCUA
Messenger RNA from Tribolium castaneum (red flour beetle), 1789 nucleotides. RefSeq lists its product as uncharacterized. Bases 217 to 1752 code for a protein of 511 amino acids. Lineage: Eukaryota; Metazoa; Arthropoda; Insecta; Coleoptera; Tenebrionidae. The record is from RefSeq and is a predicted model, not a curated record. The transcript is spliced from 4 exons. Gene Ontology annotation, molecular function: protein binding.